AUGAAUAGAGAACAUUUGGAUGAGCAUAAUUACUUUUUGAAUCUUCCUGAACAAAAUAUUGAGGAUGUAGAUGAAGAAGUCAACGUUCAAGAACAAGCAAUGACAUACAAAAUAAUUCCUGGUGUGAGACUUAAGUCUCAAAUAUUUGUGGACAAUUUAAAUCACCGAUACUACAAAAGUAAAAGUCGAAUUAAUAAAAUAUAUUUAGUAUGCGAAAACCAAAAAAAUCGCGGAGAAUUUUGUUCUGCCACUGCCUAUAUAAGCACAAACAUCAACGAUAAUGUUAUAACGGUACUAGGACAACACAACCAUGAUCCUCGCUCUGUUAGAGAAAUUUAUAACAGAGAAAUAGUCGAAAAUCCAGAAGGUGCAGUAAAUUAUACAUUUUUGCAAUCCCAAUUGUGUGUAAAAAAAAUGCGUCGGCGCCGUCAUCCAAAGAACCCUUCUACAAUCGAAGAACUGAUAGAUAUCUUGAGCCACCAGCAAAAUUCAGCAUAUGGAUCAACAAUGCAGAAUCCAUCCUCAAAUUUUUUUCAACAACAAUUACCAUUAAUGGCAGAAGGCGAAAGGGUUGGCAUAGUUUUUGCAAAUUUAGAUGCUAUUCAAAAGUAUAGGGAAGAGCUCUUUACAGUAACCGUUGCAGGUAUUGAUGGGACUUUUAAAACGGUUCCCAGAUGUCCACCUCAGUUCACCAAAGGUUGUCUUUUGACAUUUCAAGUGGUUUUAAAAAAUGUAUCUUUUCCAAUGGUUUAUGCGCUAACUUCAAAAAUGACCCAGGCUGCAUAUGAAUCGUUUUUGAUAAUUACUCGCCAGAUUUUGCCAUUAAACUAUGCGGAGCUAGUAAUUAUUUCAGAUUUUGAAAGGGGUUUAAUAAAUGCUGUAAAAUCAGUCAUUCCUGAAAGCAGAUAUCAGGGGUGUUGGUUUCAUUAUUGUCAAUCUAUAGUAAGGUACUGCAGAAGGACUAUGAAUAGUAUAUUCAAUCUCUUCCAAUCCAUUCCUGAGGCGGCUAAAAUAUUGCGCAUGAUCUUAGCCUUACCUCAUUUGCCAGCAGAAGUAAAUCCCAAUUGUAGGUUCACAAUUUUUGAUGGAUUCAGGGUAGUUGUUGAAUUUGCCAACCAACAUCCAAACAUUUCUCAACGUUUGGAGAUUUUUCUCUUUGGUUAUGUUCAAGAUUUUUGGCUAAUACAAAUUGGCGCUGCAUCUAUAAGUGUCUACGGUUCUGAUGUCCGCACCAACAAUUAUUUGGAGUCAUUUCAUGCAACACUGCUAAACCAAAUGGGAAAACAUCCAAAUAUUUGGGAUUUUUUGCAAAAACUGUUGCUGAUUGAAAAUCAGUUUUAUAUUGAAAUGGACCAAGUUCGAAGAAACCUUACAGUUAGAAACCAUAAGUCUAGAGUAGACAGAGCAGACGCAACGCGUAGAAUAAGGGAUUAUAUUAAUAUAUUAAAUGAGGAUGGGAACCUCUUAAUGUUCCUUCAAAGAGCAGGCCAUAUGAUGGACGGUUAUCUUCAUGGGCAAGUUGGCCCACAGCCAUAA
Macrosiphum euphorbiae (potato aphid) is the source of this 1536-nucleotide messenger RNA. The record is from the annotation of a GenBank genome assembly. Lineage: Eukaryota; Metazoa; Arthropoda; Insecta; Hemiptera; Aphididae.